AAAAAAAUCUUUACCUGGUAACCUACCCUCUUCAAAGUCUUGCCUCUCCAUUCAGAUAUCUUUCUUUUCCUUGAUCUCUCUCAAACCCUAAAUCUUAACUGUAGUGUCCCUGCAACUCUGAUGGCUUCCUGCUUAGGGUGUUGUUUUGGAAACACGAGUACUGAUAAACAUGGCAGCACUGACAAAAAAGAUGGUGGAUCUACAUUACCGGCACUCCAACCAGUGACAUCACCUCACCACUCACCAGUUAUGGAUCAGAUUGAAUCUAGCUCUGUAGUUCAGCAUCAAGAGAAUCAAGAUGGUGGAUCUACAUUACCAGCACUCCAACCAGUGUCAUCACCUCACCACUCACCAGUUAUAGAUCAGAUUGAAUCUAGCUCUGCAGUUCAGGAUCAAGAGAAUCAAGACGGUGGAUCUAUGUUACUUACACCCCAACCAACUCCACCACCUCACGUCUCACCGGUUAUACAUCCGAUUGAAUCUAGCUCAGUAGUUCAUGAUCAGGAGAAUCAAGGUCAUGCUUCUACCUCUGAGAACCAUCAAGCGUAUAAGCUGAAGAAAUAUAACUUUGAACAACUAGCAGCGGCUACUGGUCAUUUCUCCAACAACUUUCUACUUGGCGAGGGUUCUUUUGGUCAAGUCUACGAGGGAGAGCUAGAUGGUAAAAUCGUAGCUAUCAAAAAACUUAAAAGAACACUACAGGAACAGCAUGAAAAGCCCCAAAAAAAUUUGGAGGAGAUUGAGCUCCUUAGAAAUGUCAGUCAUCCACAUAUUGUUAAGCUGGAAGGGUACUGCAAUGAACAAGCUAAUAAAUUGCUUGUUUUAGAAUAUGUUCCCAAUAAGUCCUUGAAUUUUCAUUUGCAUGAAGGAAAGGAGCUUUUGGCGUGGGACAACAGAAUGAAAAUUGCAAUCGGCUCUGCUAAAGGGAUUCAAUAUCUACAUGAAGGCUGUGAUCCUAAAAUCAUACACCGAGAUAUCAAGUCUGCGAAUAUACUCGUUGACAAUGAAUUCCAGUCAAAGGUAGCAGAUUUCUCACUCGCCAUAUUUUUGCCGAUUUCUGAUGAUAUUACUCACAUCAGUAGUAGUAUGAUGAAGGGAACUAACGUUUAUGCAGAUCCAGAGCAUUCUCCUUUCCAAAAAGUUUCUGAGAAGUCAGAUAUUUAUUCUUUUGGUGUUGUACUUUUAGAACUAAUUACCGGGAAAAAGCCUUCUGCGACAAAUUUUAACAUCAUUGAAUGGGUAAGAACCCGAAUUGAAUCAGCUUUGAGCAAGGGAAAAUAUGAAGAUCUUGUUGAUUCCAAAUUAACAAGUUAUCCAGCAGAAGAAAUGAAACGCAUGAUUUAUUGUGCUAUAGCUUCUAUAUUUAAACCUUCAAAGUUUCGUCCAAAAAUGAAAGAGAUCAUUGAAGUUCUUGAAGGGACUAUACCUCCGGAGCAGAUAUGGGAUUGGGAAGAUAAUAAAUUCUUACACAGUACUAAAAAAGAUAACCCUAAGGCUAACGGAUCUCAUCAUGAAGACCAUCUCCAGCAUAUGGUGCAGAAACCUCUUGUCCCUUCGGAAGCUAAUGAUGGCAUUAAGCCGAGGGAAUUCACCGACCAAGAACAUACAGCGGCAGCUAAUGGUUCCCCCAUCGACAUUCGAGAAACUCCAUCUAAUGGCACUGACAAUUUUCAAGAUUAUCAACCGAGGGAAAUUACUUAUAAAGAACUAAUUACAGCCACUGAUGGUUUCUCUCUCGACAAUUUUCUUGGUGAGGGUCGUUCUGGUCAAGUGUACAAGGGAUGCCUAAAUGGUGAAGCGGUAACAGUUAAGAGAUUUAAAUAUAAGCCUGGAGAGCAAGAAGAUGAAUACAAGAAGAUUAAAGCCAUUAGUAGUAGUGUCCAUCAUGAAAAUCUAGUUAACCUGAUUCGAUACUGCAAUGAAGGAGCAAAUAGACUGCUUGUUUAUGAGUUUGUUCCCGAGGAAAAAACCUAUGGUUCUUAUUUUCGAGGUAUGCCUUACCUUUGCCACAACUAGGACAUUUUAUUUGCA
Hevea brasiliensis (rubber tree) is the source of this 2031-nucleotide messenger RNA. Its product is annotated as proline-rich receptor-like protein kinase PERK15. Lineage: Eukaryota; Viridiplantae; Streptophyta; Magnoliopsida; Malpighiales; Euphorbiaceae. Gene Ontology annotation, molecular function: protein kinase activity; ATP binding. The coding region runs from base 121 to 2016 and encodes 631 amino acids. Gene Ontology annotation, biological process: protein phosphorylation. The record is from RefSeq and is a predicted model, not a curated record. The transcript has 11 exons.